GUUCAACACGAGCACAAUUGAGUGUGACACACAAAACAAAACACACAAAAAAAGUUUGAGCCGCUGAGAAAACAAACUACCUGUUGCUUCUGCAGGGCCACCUCUGUCUUCAGGUGUGAGGAGGGACGAGUGAAGACGUGGAGAAUGUCUGAGCUAAGCGACGAGGCCAGUGAAUCAGAGCAGCUGGGUGCAAGCCUCUCCUUGUGGCUGGGUGACUCCCUGGUGCGACCUGAGGAGCUGGAUGUUCCUCUGGACCUCCACACCGCCUGCUCCAUCGGCCAGUACGACGUGGUGGCAGAGUGCAUCAAAAAACGUGAGGUGAACCUGGAUGGGAAAAACAUUGGAGGAUGGACCCCACUGAUGUAUGCAUCGUACAUUGGACAUGACAACAUUGCAAAUCUCCUGCUGGAGGCCGGUGUGAAUGUAAAUGCUACCACUGCCAAAGGUCUAACCCCCUUGAUGCUGGCAGCAAGCUGUGGCAAUGAAAGCAUCGCUUACUUCCUGCUUCAGCAAGGUGCUGAGUUGGAGCUGAAGGAUUCUCUGGGCUGGACUGCUCUGUUCCACUGCACGAGCACAGGCCACCAGCAGAUGGUCAAGUUCCUGCUGGAUAACAAUGCUGAUGCCAAUGUCAAGGAGCCAGGGUCUGGUUUUACUCCUCUGAUGGAGGCUGCUGCUUCUGGACAUGAAAUCAUAGUUCAGUGCCUGCUUGAUCACAAAGUUAAAGUAGAUGACCGCAAUGCUAAAGGAGAGACUGCCCGUGCCCUAGCAAUGAUGUACGGCUAUACCAAGAUCGUCAGCCUCAUUGACUCACGUUCUCCAAGGAUUAAACCAGGACACUUUGAAGACCUCAGCUCCAGCGAGGACUCGGACAGUGCACCUCCGAGGAUAAGGCCGAGUCGAAACCGAGCUAAAGGCAUUAGCAUCCAUGAUGGGCCUCAGGCCAUCGCCAAGUUCCGAGUAGGAGGCACCAGCAAACUAUGUGAGCCUCCUGCUGUGCCCCCAGGCUACAUGACGUUCCGUGAUAUUGGUGAACAGAGUGAGGGCCUCUGCUACCGUGACGUGACCUCACCUAUCAAUGAGCUGGAUGGCCAGAGCAACAGCAGCAGAGACGACAGUCCCUUCUUUGACAAUGACAUGCCCACCAUGAGAAGCAGCAGUAGCAGCAGCGAAGGCCUGCCUCAUGUGGUUGGCCUCAACUGGGAAGGCUCUGUGGAGAGUAACGAGGACUCUGACCAGUGUAAAAAGAGCAGCUCUCGAAGAGUAAAUAAGAGCCAUCACUCAAAAAGCAAGAUUCGCCACGGAAGCAACGAUGCAGCUAACUCCAGUGGUACAGGGAACUGUGGGAUACACUCACAUGUUGUUCCUCCGCCCUCCUACACUGGCCCAAAGGAUCUGGCAGAGUUCUUGGAGCAAAUUGGCUUCUCUAAGUAUCUCCCAUUACUUGAAGAGCAAGACAUUGAUCUGCGGAUAUUUCUCACCUUGACUGAAAAUGAUCUCAAAGAAAUAGGAAUCACAUUGUUUGGACCCAAGCGCAAGAUGACCUCGGCUAUUGCAAGGUGGCACAGCAGCGCUCGACCACCCAGCGAUGCUCUGGAACAGGCUUAUGCUGACCAGCUUGAGGCUGAGAUGCAGGAGAUGGCCAUUCAGCUGCACAAGCGCUGUGAGGAGGUGGAGAACCUGCAGAGCCAGGUGUCUCAGGAGAAGGAGCUGCGUACUGUGAUGGAGGGAUGUCUGAUGGAGGACAAGAUGGCAUGGAGGAGGGUCCACACUGAGCUGGUGGAGAACCACCGGCUGACUCAAGACAUAAGCGCCACAUUAGCAACGGCCAGGAGUUGUCGUGCUGAACUGCUCUCCUGCCUCACUUCUGAUGGCAAUAGCAGCUCUUCUACUGGUGUGGUUGAUAAAACAAAAGAUGACACUGGUGUAAAAGCUUCGGAGAGCCUGACACGCUCCAGUGUUGUAGAGCUAAGGAAGAAGCUGGAUUCCUAUGAAGAAGAACUGGCGGGGACCCUGCAAACUGUGCUGCAGAGUCUGAGGCGACUGAGUGCCCCUGAAAAAGUCUCAGAUAGCUGGGAACGGCCUUAACCUUUCCAGGGGUUUCUGCUAACAUUUGACGGAGGGUGAUCUAACCACCCUGAACAAGCUCACUGAAAUGGGAGAAAGCCAAAGACAAGGCCAGCCCUCCCGGACUCGAAGCAGCCGACCUGCUGCCCCUCUGGGAUUGGGUGAUGGACCGGAGCUCGCCAGAUGUGGACAAGGCCAAGGGUAACGGCAGCUGCUGCAGGGAAACGACAAGCAGGCAGGAAGGGUACCUGACCCCCAGACGCUUGUGCUGGUGAAUACUGGACUCCGUUAGUUGGGUUGUGAAAAUGCACAGAGAGGAGGAGGGACUGAUCGUGGAUCAGAGACUGUAAUACUGUGAAGCGUUUGUACAAGACUGUACUCUCUUCCUUAUAUGAAAUUUGGUUUAAAUUAUGUUCAUGCCACCAGAUGAAGAGGUACAUUUCUUGAAAUUAGAGAAAUAGUCUGAUGAAUUAAAAUAAGUUCUGCAAAGUGAUACUUUAUGAUUUGAGUCAAAUCUUCUCAUUUGUAUGCUGUUUGAAAAUAAUGUCCUGCUGAAUGCGUUUUGAGGAACUGAAGAUCUGAACUGAAGAAAAGACCUGCCAGUUAAUCAUUUACAGCAACACAGUACAUUACACCAGGGAAGGUCUUUGCAAUCCGUUGUCAUUCUGUGGACAUGAGUUAAGAGUAAAACUAUAAAAUUUCAGAAGUGUAACAUUUUUAGAGCAAAAUAGCAGUUUAGUAUUCUUUUUCAAAGCACAAAUAAGUGACAGUCCAGGUUCAGAUUUCACUCAGUGGUGCUAUUGAGUUAUUAUCUAAUGGAUUCACUGUGUAGGAUCUGUUUUACCCUGAAAUCCUCCCAAAUCUUUAAAAUGCUGGAUAGUCUUGGUUGUAUUUGGACUAAAAUUAAAACCUAGUUGCCUGAAAGUUAAGGGUUGUAAUACUGUGUCAUUCAUCUACUUGUUUUAAAAUGACAGAUACAUGUACGCAACAAAUGACACAGAAACAAUCUGUGUAAUUAGACGUUUAAGUAGAUUCUGGUAAGAAAAACAACUUUUGUGCAAUUUUUUUUUCGUUUCAUAUUUUUAUGUCCGUAUACAGCUAGCAUUAGGACGGUAAGGUGUAGAUGUGGGUGUCACUAAUAUUUUACAAUUAAAAUGUUUUGUGGUUUCUUUUUUUUCCCCUCUUUUAAUGGGGUUUAUGGUGCUCAAUGGCUCUGCAACAGACUUAAAAAGAUUUGUGGAAUAUAAGAGACAUUCAUGACUGUUUUAAGUGUUUGUCUCUUUAACCAACAAUGAAUAGUGCUUGUCUUCACUCUCGGACUUAAUAUAUAAAUCUCAGAAACUCCAGGUCCUGUCCCCUGUCCAGAUGUUUGAUCUAAUCAGGUGGUUCAGAUUAGUCUGACUUCAUGUAGUCAAUAUGCAAUCUGUUAACAUUACAAGGCAGUUCUGUGCAAACUUAGCCUGGGGGUCAGGGAUUCCACCUCCUGACUGUUGGGAUGUCCUCAUAUGGAGUACGUCUGAAAAUCCUCUAUUCUAGCCCGGGGCCUUGGCAUAAAUCGAUGUGAUGACAGUUGCUGCUCGGUAACAACCUUGGCACGAUAUGGAUGGUGGCUGAUUUUGGCUUUAACAGCUGAUGCACAUACAGCCAGCCUCCAGCCUGAAAGUUUUUAAAUGAGCUCAGACUCUGCCCAGCUCAUACAUCACUGUUCUGCCCUUCUAAUGGACAAGACAACUGAAAUAUCAAUUUACUACAAUACUAGUUAAUGGGAAUUACAGAUUACUGUACCGGUGUUGUGUUAAGUAAUUAAUGACAAAGUCUUGAUUUAUUAUUUCUAGUGCUGUUCACUAAUCACAUGUGCUAGGUAGUUUGUGCUCCAUUCAUAAUUGUUGGAAAAGCAAGUAUUUGAUAUUUUUAAAAUUACCAAAGCACAUGAAACAUCAUAUGCCAUACUUUUGUACUGCUUUGUGGGAUUAUAAUUUUUAAACUGUAUGCAUUCUGAAAUGUGUGAAAGCUUUACUGUUUGGUGUGGCAGAAUUCUGAAUGCUUAUAAUGUCUCUAAAACCAGGCUGAAUUUUCAGUAAAUAAGGUCAAGGAUGUUUUGAUGCUGAUUUACAAACUUGGUCUUUCACUCCUGUUUGCUAUCAACACUUGUGAGGCUGAGCAGCGUCCAGAAUGUAAAAGUGCCCAAAUAAACAUGAUCAGUGAUGAGAGUUGAGACUGGACUGAUAAAAUAUUCUGCGUCUUUCAGUGAUAAUUCCCUAAUCUCGUAAAAGUCUGCCAAUAAAAGUGACAGUUAGAUUGUAAAAUCCUCCAACCAGUUGCCAUCAGGCUACACAGUACUGGAUGUAACAGGGAUUCUUAUA
Xiphias gladius (swordfish) is the source of this 4427-nucleotide messenger RNA. It is a transcript of the gene anks3, whose product is annotated as ankyrin repeat and sterile alpha motif domain containing 3. Gene Ontology annotation, cellular component: cilium. Bases 145 to 2085 code for a protein of 646 amino acids. Gene Ontology annotation, molecular function: protein binding. The transcript has 16 exons. NCBI's taxonomy places the organism in Eukaryota, Metazoa, Chordata, Actinopteri, Istiophoriformes, Xiphiidae. The record is from RefSeq and is a predicted model, not a curated record.